AAACAGACUGCAGUAUCAGGCCCCGCCCCUUUUCGUUGACGGCAAAAUGGCGACGGAGCACUGUGAUGCUGUGAACAUGGACCCUGACAUGGAAAUGCUCAGUGACGAAGAAAUGGAAAGGGAGGCGGAGGGCUUCAAAGAACAAGGCAAUGCUUUUUAUAUUAAGAAGGAUUAUGCAGAGGCAUUCAACUACUACACCAAGGCCAUAGACAUGUGCCCGAAGAAUGCAAGUUACUAUGGUAACCGAGCAGCAACACUAAUGAUGUUGUGUCGAUACAGAGAGGCUUUAGAGGAUUCCCAGCAAGCAGUACGACUAGACAACAGUUUCACAAAGGGCCAUCUGCGAGAGGGCAAGUGCCACCUGUCCCUUGGCAAUGCUAUGGCUGCCAGUCGAUGUUUCCAGAGGGUUUUGGAGAUGGAGUCUGACAACAGCCAGGCACAGCAGGAGUUGAAGAAUGCAGAGUCCAUCCUUGAAUAUGAGAGAAUGGCAGAGAUUGGAUUUGAGAAGCGAGACUUCAGAAUGGUUGUCUUUUGCAUGGAUCGUGCCUUGGAGUCUGCCACAGCCUGUCACAGAUUUAAGAUCCUGAAGGCAGAAUGUUUAGCUCUGCUGGGACGCUACCCUGAGGCUCAGUCAGUAGCCAGUGACAUUCUUCGAAUGGACUCCACUAAUGCGGAUGCACUGUACGUGCGUGGUCUAUGUCUGUACUAUGAGGACUGCAUUGACAAGGCUGUCCAGUUCUUUGUCCAGGCCCUGCGUAUGGCUCCUGACCACGACAAGGCUCGGCUUGCAUGCAGAAAUGCCAAAGCACUGAAAGCCAAGAAGGAGGAGGGGAACAAGUCAUUUAAGGAGGGAAACUUUGAGGCAGCCUAUGAGUUAUACUCUGAAGCUCUAACAAUAGACCCCAACAACAUCAAGACUAAUGCAAAGCUGUACUGUAAUAGAGCCACUGUUGGAUCUAAGCUGAAGAAACUAGAACAGGCCAUCGAAGACUGCACGAAGGCCAUUAAACUGGAUGAGACCUACAUCAAGGCCUAUUUACGGAGAGCACAGUGUUACAUGGACACAGAACAAUAUGAGGAGGCAGUUCGAGACUAUGAGAAGGUUUACCAGACAGAGAAGACAAAAGAACACAAGCACCUCCUGAAGAAUGCUCAGUUGGAGUUGAAGAAAAGCAAACGGAAAGAUUACUACAAAGUGCUCGGGGUGGAUAAGAACGCCACAGAAGAUGAAAUCAAGAAAGCUUACCGCAAAAGAGCCCUUUUACAUCACCCAGAUCGUCACAGUGGAGCUAGUCCUGAAGUUCAGAAGGAAGAGGAGAAGAAGUUUAAGGAGGUGGGCGAGGCUUUCAGCGUGCUGUCAGACCCAAAGAAGAAGUCUCGCUACGACAGCGGACAGGAUCUAGAGGAUGACGGCAUGAACAUGGGAGACUUUGAUGCCAACAACAUUUUCAAGGCGUUCUUUGGAGGCCCAGGUGGAUUUAGUUUUGAAGCGUCUGGACCAGGAAAUUUCUUCUUCCAGUUCGGUUAAUUGUUGGAUUCUUCUCCGUAAACAGUUAAAACAUCAGGACUCUUCAACAAUGUCAACCCCCCGACCCACCAUCUGUAUUUAAUGACUGACCGAGUACGAGUCAGAUUCUUGUCUAUGCCAUUGACUGAAUGAAUGCAACCCAAUGACCACACGCAGCAAAUGAUUUAAUGCCCGUUUAGCAAGAACCCGCAGAGUCGAUACUGUUUCUGGUUUUGGAUUAGGUUCUCUUCUCUCAGAAUGAAACAAACUUGAAAGUCAAUCAUGGCUCGCUACACUGGUCCAACUCUUCUUAGAUUUGUGAGAAAGGAAAGGAGAGAUUUUUGCAGCUAUUGUGUCAGAGCAUUUUAGGGAUCCUUGCAGGAAGUUACAUCCCGGUAAGUUGCAUCUUGAGAUGAAACUGAGCAAUGAGCAAGCUAUUAUCUGGCUCUUGUCAACUUACUGCUGAAGUGGUAUGCAUGAAAGUUACUACCUUGCUUAAUGAUUUCUGAAGGAAGUCACUGAGCAAGUGGCCCCUCCCCCUCUUUGAAGAAUCCGUCAGGCACACUGGCUGACGGCUGGCUGCUACAAAUUCGCACUGAUAAUGCCUCCUUGUCAUAAGCCAAUAGGAGAACUUGAACAUUUUUUAAAUUCACAACAGCUGGAGCUAGACUUAUCCAUAGAGAACAGCCGAAGCACACCGCAGAAGGUUGCUGUGGCGACGCUGCACCGGCUCCGUCGCCCUUCCUCUCGUUGUCACAAGUUUUAUGUUUGAUGUUGCCAUUCACAGAUUGCUGCAUUGUACAUUUUACUGGAAUGUAAAGUGUUGAUUUGUGAUGAUAGUUCAUUAUGUUUCCAUUUUUUUUUAAUUUUGAUAUGUAUAUUUAUUGUAAAUUUGCUGUCUGAUAGAACAUCAAUGUAAAAUGAGGACGCUCUCCUGGUAUGAAGGGUUUAAACAGAAGCACCGAUAACAAACACGUUUUUGACACAAACUCAGGAAGGUGAUCGUUUCGUUUUGUUUGCAUCAAAAUAUUCGCAGACAAAAGAGUAUGCGCCACAUGCCACCUGACAAUGAUGAGAAGGAAUUUUAUCGAAGACCACAGGUAGGGGUAGAUUUUGCGUUUUAGGAAUUUGGGCCCUGUGUAAGAAUCAUAACUUGGUAAUGUUUAACUACUUCCUGAUGAUUGUGUUCUUUGGUGCACCUCCAGUAAAAUCCAGGAAAGUGUCCUCAUCUUUUGCUCAGUUUUUGCUCUUACGGUGGAACCAUCCUCUCUUUAACCUUAUGAAGUACCAGCCGUGUCAAUAAAGUUGGCUUCCUCUGGGU
This is a messenger RNA of Sphaeramia orbicularis (orbiculate cardinalfish), 2828 nucleotides long. RefSeq names its product DnaJ (Hsp40) homolog, subfamily C, member 7 (gene dnajc7). Bases 47 to 1528 code for a protein of 493 amino acids. Lineage: Eukaryota; Metazoa; Chordata; Actinopteri; Kurtiformes; Apogonidae. The transcript has 14 exons. Gene Ontology annotation, molecular function: protein binding. The record is from RefSeq and is a predicted model, not a curated record.